Messenger RNA from Xiphophorus couchianus (Monterrey platyfish), 5981 nucleotides. It is a transcript of the gene sema3ab, whose product is annotated as sema domain, immunoglobulin domain (Ig), short basic domain, secreted, (semaphorin) 3Ab. The transcript is spliced from 17 exons. NCBI's taxonomy places the organism in Eukaryota, Metazoa, Chordata, Actinopteri, Cyprinodontiformes, Poeciliidae. The record is from RefSeq and is a predicted model, not a curated record. Bases 688 to 3102 code for a protein of 804 amino acids. Gene Ontology annotation, biological process: negative chemotaxis; semaphorin-plexin signaling pathway; motor neuron axon guidance. Gene Ontology annotation, molecular function: chemorepellent activity; neuropilin binding; semaphorin receptor binding. Gene Ontology annotation, cellular component: axon; plasma membrane; glutamatergic synapse.
ACUGGGGUGUUUGCCUCAGCUGUUCUCAGUUGCACUGGGUGCCUUGUGGUGUUGUGACAGAGCUGUGCUGCAUUGAGUGAGACUAAACUAUCUCAAAGGAGCGCUAAGUAGAGUGAGAGACAAAAAAGAAGCCAAACCAUUGAGGACUCACCAGGCAGAUGGGAUGAACAGCUGAAACAAUUUGGACCAAUUUUACUUCUUGUGGUUAAAGGUGCGGCCAAGUAACAUCAUGGAUAGGUUAUACACCUAAAUUCUGCUUAGAAUGUGAAAGGUAGUUAAAGCAUAAUUAGAUUCUCUUAGUGCUCAAUGUGUGACUAGCUCUAAUUUAUUCUCCUUUUCUGAGACAUUACAGUUUGUUCUGUUAAGUUUGCAGCAAGGAGUCAAGAAAUCACAGUUCCAGAGGCAGCAGUCCAUAAACUUAACCCCCCUGUGCUGGAUUCUAUUCUUCUUUAGUUGGACUCUAAUUUUGGCUUUGACCUGUGGAACAGGAAAAGUUUUUUUUUUUUUUUGCUCUGGCAGGACUUGUUAUGAGGCAACCUGGACUGACUCACCAGCAUUUCAUUGUACUUACUGGACAACAGGACUGUUUCUUGCACUGCCACUGUUUCCUGCCAAACCCGGUCUGAGAUUGCCUGGCCAGGGGUUGUUUAUUUAAAGGACUUAUCUGGAGUUUUUUGCCUCAGGACCAUGGGGAUUCUCUGGGGUGCCAUAACACUUCUGUGUGGGGUAGCUGUGCUUAGAACGGAGGGCAGCGGACCCACACAAACCAAAAAUAACGUGCCCCGGCUAAAACUCUCCUAUAAAGAGAUGUUGGAGACCAACAAUCUUGUGACAUUUGAAGGCCUAGCUAACAGUUCGGGUUACCACACUCUCUUGUUGGAUGAGGAGAAAGGAAGGCUCCUGGUGGGAGCCAAGGAUCACAUCUUUUCUUUUAACCUCCUCAACAUAAGCAAAGACAAAGCACAGAUCCCCUGGACUGCUUCUCCCACUAGAAGAGAUGAAUGCAAGUGGGCAGGGAAAGAUCUCCUGAGAGAGUGUGCACAUUUCAUCAAAGUACUGCAACCUUUCAACCAGAGCCACUUCUAUGUUUGUGGGACAGGAGCCUUCCACCCUGUAUGUUCCUACCUGGAGGUGGGCAAGAAACCAGAGGAUGGUGUUUUCAGACUGGCGCCCCAUGUAGAAAAUGGCAGAGGGAAGAGUCCCUAUGACCCUAAGCUCCUCACCGCUUCAAUGCUAAUUGAUGGGGAGCUGUAUGCUGGAACAUCAGCCGACUUCAUGGGGCGGGACUUUGCCAUCUUUCGCACUCUUGGCAAACAUCAUCCUAUCAGAACAGAGCAGCACGACUCCAGGUGGCUAAAUGAUCCUAGAUUUGUAGGCGUCCAUCUGAUCCCAGAAAAUGACAAUCCAGAGGAUGACAAAAUCUACCUGUUCUUUAGAGAGAAUGCAAUGGAUGGAGAACAUGCUGGAAAAGCCACAUAUGCUCGCAUUGGACAGCUCUGCAAAAAUGACCUUGGGGGCCACAGGAGCCUAGUAAAUAAGUGGACAACUUUCUUGAAAGCCCGACUGAUUUGCUCUGUGCCGGGCAGUAAUGGGAUAGACACACAUUUUGAUGAACUACAGGACGUCUUUCUCAUAAGCACUAAGGAUCCUAAGAGCCCAGUAAUUUAUGGAGUAUUUACAACUUCCAGCAAUGUCUUUAAAGGUUCAGCGGUGUGUAUGUACAGCAUGGCAGACAUAAGAAGAGCUUUCUUGGGUCCAUAUGCUCAUAGGGACGGACCCAGCUAUCAGUGGGUCCCCUUUCAGGGACGUGUACCCUACCCCCGGCCUGGCACAUGCCCUAGCAAAACAUUUGGUGGAUUUGACACAACCAAGGACCUUCCUGACGAAGUGGUCACUUUUGCCAGAAGUCACCCAGCCAUGUUUAAUCCUGUCUAUCCAAUUAAUAAUAAACCAAUAAUAGUCAAAACAGAUGUAGACUACCAGUUCACUAAAAUGGUAGUGGAUAAGGUGGAAGCUGAAGAUGGCUUGUAUGAUGUCAUGUUCAUCGGCACAGACAUGGGAACAGUUCUGAAGGUUGUAGCCAUCCCAAGAAAUUCAUGGCAUGACCUGGAAGAAGUGUUAUUGGAAGAAAUGACUGUAUUCAGAGAACCAGUUGCGAUUACAGACAUGGAACUUUCAACAAAACAGCAACAACUCUAUCUUGGAUCAGACAUCGGUGUGUCUCAGAUGCCUCUACACCGUUGUGAGGUUUAUGGAAAGGCCUGUGCUGAAUGUUGCUUGGCGAGGGACCCUUACUGUGCAUGGGAUGGCACAGAAUGCUCCAGAUACUUCCCAAUGGCAAAGAGGAGAACAAGAAGGCAAGAUAUCAGGAAUGGAGACCCACUCACCCAGUGCUCAGAUCUGCAGCAACAAGAUGAACUCAGCGGACAGGGAACCGUCCUUGACAGAACUGUCUAUGGUGUGGAAAAUAGCAGCACUUUCCUUGAAUGUGUGCCCAAGUCCCAAAGAGCCACUACAUACUGGCAGUAUCAGAGCUCCGCUGAUGACCGCAAACAAGAAAUGAAGUCAGAGGAGCGUUUCGUUCGAACAGAACAAGGUCUUCUGAUCCGCACUCUUGACAAGAAGGAUUCAGGCAUCUAUCUGUGCCAGGCAGUGGAACAUGGCUUCAUGCAGAUGGUUUUAAAAGUUCACCUUGAAGUGAUUGACGCAGAGCGGCUGGAGGAUCUUUUGCAUCGUGAUGAAGAUACAGCUACCACUGUCCCAGCUCAGGACUUUUCUUUGUCUAGAGAAACUCCCAGUCAAAAGCUUUGGUACAGGGACUUUCUGUCUUUAGUCAAUCACCCAACUCUGAAUAGUGUUGAUGACUUCUGUGAUCAAGUUUGGAAAAGAGAGAGAAAGCACAAGCGACAGAAAGCUCACCAUGUCCAAAAAGUGCAAACACACCAUCAUCAUCAGCAGGAGCAGCAGCAGAAGGCUGCACCGGGCCCUCACAGCAACAUGCAUGCUCAUGGCCUGGCAUCCAAGUGGAAGCACCUUCAAGAACGACAGAAGGGUCGCAACCGCAGGACCCACGAACUGGAGCGGGCCCCUCGCAGUGUCUGACCCAUACAGUUUGACUUUGACCACGAUGCUUCAGAUCACUCCCAGAUCAUAUUCUGUAUACCUUAAACCGUUUGUUUUUUGAAACAUACAUAUCCUACACACACUGAACAGAAAAGAAAAAAUAAAUAAAUAAAUGCUGCUCUUAUCUGCAAACUAGUGUGAUCUAAGCGUGGGCAGUUUUGUUUACAGCCCACAGGGGAAGAAAAAGGAUCCUGUUGUAUCAUCGAAGACCAUUGGAGCAUAUCAUCUCUGCUGGCCUCUGUGACAUGAACAAUGCAGAGCGGUAGGGUCACUCCGCACAAAACAAUGGACAAAUGUGCCCAUCCUGUAAACAUGACUGGCAACGAGAUGUGGUCAUUGUAAUGCAGUUAGAUGAUGUUUCUAAGUUUGCAAAAUGCCUAAAAUAACUAAAACUACAUACUGUAUUUUACCUCACACAACAAUGAGACCGGGUAAAGUUGUUUAUGAGAAUAAAUGAACUUGCAAGUUAAUUAUAUCAACAAGUUACACAGUUCAAAAAAUGCAAUGAGAAUUAAAGUGCAUUACAAAAGUAUUUAUACUCCUUAAAGUUUUUCACAUUUAGUCAUCUCAUAAUCAGAGACAUCAAUUUAUUUUAGUAGGCAUUAUUCUAAUGAAUAAAUGGUACUGCAUAAUUUGAAGUGUAAGGAAAAAGAUACACGUUCUAAUAUAAUAGGUUUUGUUCCAGGAAAAAUAUCUCUACACCAUUUUGCUCCCAUGUUUCAGUGUAGGGAGGAAAUAUUGAACUUCUUGUACAACUUUCUUACAAGAUCUUUUCCCUUUUAAUCCUUAAAUGCCAGAUUUUGUGUGUUAUGUGCCUAAAAAUGUCCAGUUGUCUUGUCGACAUAUUUUCCCAUGUGCUGCUCAUCUGUGCAGCUCCUUAAGACAUUUCAUUGGCCUCUUUGCUGCUUUACUAAUUCACCCUCUUCUUCCUUGACCUAUUACUUUGUGCAGACGGCCAUGUCUUUUUAGCUAUGCAGUUGGUGCCAUACUCUCUAAAUUUUUGAAUGACAUAUUAAAUGUUGCAUACUCUAACUUUGCCUUAAUCAUCUUCAUGAUACUGUCUGUACGCUAAUGUUCUCUACCUCUGAGUAAACCUCUGAGGCAUUUACAGAACCAUUGUAUUUAAAUUGAGUCCAUACAUGCAGUACAAUGAUUAAGACUGGGGACCUUGAAUAAAUCAUUUUAAUCUCCAGUAAAAAAAAAAAAAAAAAAAAAAAAAAAUGGUUGAUACAUGGAGCUUUCACUACGUCUGAGAUAAAAUCAUACUAUCAAAUGUAUUGCAGGAUAAAUCUUUUAGGUUUACAUUAUUAAACAAAAUUAAAAUCAUGUAUCUUCUUCCUUCUACUUUUUCAUUCUGCUCUACUUACAAAAAGUGCUAAGGUGAUGAAUGUUGACACUUGUAACGUCGCAUAGCAAUGUGGAAAGGUUCAGUGAGUAUAAAUACUUUUCCAUGGUGAUUUCGGAAGCAAUUCAAUGAACAAUUAGUUUUGAAUGAGUCAGUGUUAAAUGCCUGACAACUGCAACUGAAAAUCCAGUUAUCAUUGGUUCUCCAAUGCAACUCCUGUCAGCAUGUGUAAAUACUGUAUUCUAUAAUAAUCUCAUCUCAAGAAAGGGAAUGAAUUUCAAUUAUCUAGUUUGUGUUACUCGCCCAAAGUAGAAAUCUACUUAUGAAAAAUAGUUUGCAGAACAUUUGUAAACAGGAAAGUUUUGUACUUGUAUGUGUAUUUGUGUGUCCGUGCCCUAGAUAAGCUUCCUAGACAAAGACAUUUUAUUAUUUUUCAUCUGAAUCGUUCCAAUUUUAGCAUUUUGAAAGCUGCAUUGUCUCACUUUCCAAAUGCUGAGCAGAGUUCUUCCAUGUUUAUUUAAUUAUUCUGUCAGUCAGCUUUGUUUCUACACCCAUGCAUAUUUAUUGUUAUACAUUUCUGUACAUUGUGAUAUAUUAUAAGCAGGCAUUUUUUUCUAACUUGUUUCUGUUACUGGACCACUUAGGUAAAAAUAAAAAUAAAUGUCAUCACAUGUAGAAGAUUUUAAGUAUUUUAUUAGUUAUCACAUGCAUUAAAUAUUAAAUGCAUUGGGCAAUAUGCCAGUAGACAGUAAUGUACUUUUAACACAUCCAUAUUUUAUGCAGACAUUGCAGUGUAACACAGUAAAUUCACUGCAUGUAGCAUAAGAAUAAAAUUGACUAAAACCAUCACUGAACAGUGCACAAACACAAAACCUGAAUGUAACUGUGAAAAAUAAAUACUAUGGUCUAUGUGAAUCAACUAUACCACUGUGUAGUAGUGCAUGUGAAUACUGGUGUAGUGUUCUUGUUCUACCAUAGCGAUGAUAAACUAGUCUAAUGUUGUCAGCUUUAAGCUGUUUCUUGCUUAUGCUGUAGUACACAAUAGGGACGAUUUGAAAAAUGCCUUCCUGCUUCUGUUAGUACUCCAAACAGUGUACAUGUUAUAAACAGGAACUUAACAAGAUUUCCCCAUGGAUCCCAGUCUCCACAUGCCAGUUUAUCUAAUAAUGGACAAUGAUAAUUUUCGCUUUGCACAAACAUUGCCCUGUCAGAUGACUGCAACUGUGUGCAAGUUUCAUCCACUUUUGGAAGGAAGAUGAGAAGCAGCUGGAAGCGACCUUGGGAGAUCUUUAGUCUCAAAAUGAAUGAGACAAGCUGAACAGCAGAGUGGUGGAUGCGCGUGUGAUAAGAUUAUCAUUAUGAGGAGGAAAUAUAUGGGGCCUGUCAGAUGAACAGUGGGAGUGAGGAAAUUAAGUGCUGCUGUUGCUGAUUUUUGGCAUGAUGUAUUCUACUGAUGUAAUAAAUGUCUCUUCAUGAAAUGCUGCAUUCAUUAAAUCUGGUUUUGAUAGUUAUA